This is a messenger RNA of Rhipicephalus microplus (southern cattle tick), 240 nucleotides long. RefSeq lists its product as uncharacterized. Lineage: Eukaryota; Metazoa; Arthropoda; Arachnida; Ixodida; Ixodidae. The record is from RefSeq and is a predicted model, not a curated record.
AUGGCCAACUCGUUCAAGCGCUUCCUCACCAUCUUCGGCUACAAGCUGGACCGCAAGUGGGGCAACUUCAAGGCGCGCGUCAAGGAGAAGACCGACAAGGGCAGCUCGACGUCAUGGAGCAGCGUUCGAUCGCCCAUCGACAACCUGCGCCGCAAGAAGAAGAACGGCUUCGGCAAGCUGGACGACCGCAACGUGGUGACGCAGGAGUUGCCCGCCUUCGGCGCCUAUUGCCACUACUGA